This is a messenger RNA of Seriola dumerili (greater amberjack), 4608 nucleotides long. RefSeq names its product EF-hand domain-containing protein D2-like (gene efhd2). The transcript has 4 exons. NCBI's taxonomy places the organism in Eukaryota, Metazoa, Chordata, Actinopteri, Carangiformes, Carangidae. Gene Ontology annotation, molecular function: calcium ion binding. The record is from RefSeq and is a predicted model, not a curated record. The coding region runs from base 266 to 967 and encodes 233 amino acids.
GGGGUGAGUGCGUGACACGGCCACAUAAUGCUACGUAGCUAAUGAGCCAAUACACAACUUCCUGGAGUGGAGGCAUUUAUCAGAGCCAGGAGUCUGAGUCUGGAAAUCAAAACUGAACGUCAGAGAAGCGCGUAGGCUGUAUCUGUGAUUAAUUCACCACUAAUACCCGAGCACAGCUUCUACUUAGCGGGGAAACAGCCGGGCGGACGCUGUUAGCCUUCUCCAUUCUGACAGUUAGUUAGCUAGAUAACGUCUCCUGUUUAAAAUGGCCACAGAUGAGCUCUCGUCCAAGCUCAGCCGUCGGCUGCAGAUCGAAGAAGGAGCCGAGGACCCAGUUGCCGUGGACGCACCCGAAGACCAGAACGGGUCGGAGGAGAAACCCAGUACGGCCAACGCAGACUCGGAGCUGGGUGCCAAGCUUAUGCGACGAGGAGAGCUGAACGAGGGGCAGGGUGAGCCCUCCCAGCCCAGCAUGAAGGUCUUCAACCCCUACACCGAGUUCAAAGAGUUCUCCAGAAAGCAGAUCAAAGACAUGGAGAAGAUGUUCAAAAUGUAUGAUGCUGGGAAAGACAACUACAUCGACCUUAUGGAGCUGAAGCUGAUGAUGGAGAAGCUUGGUGCUCCACAGACACACCUCGGCCUGAAGAACAUGAUCAAGGAGGUCGACGAGGACCUUGACAACAAACUCAGCUUCAGAGAGUUCCUGCUGAUCUUCAGGAAGGCAGCAGCAGGAGAGCUGGCGGAGGACAGCGGUCUCAGUGUCCUCGCUCGCCUCUCUGAAAUCGACGUCUCCACAGAGGGGGUCAAAGGAGCCAAGACCUUCUUUGAAGCCAAAGUCCAGGCCAUCAGCGAGUCCAGUCGGUUUGAGGCAGAGAUCCGCCAGGAGCAGGAGGCCAAGAAGAAGCAGGCCGAGGAGCAGAAACAGAGACGAGCUGCUUUCAAAGAACUGCAGUCGGCCUUCAAGUGACCCCCCCCCCUCCUCACCUCAGGACCUUUCACUCUCUGUGCUGUACUAAUGCUGUUAUUUUGUUAAUGCUCCGUGUAUGACAGUGGUAAACCUGAGUCAGCCACCGGCCAGAAGUCCCACACAUGCUGAUCACUAGUCUUUGAUACAGUGGACUAGAUACACACUGAAAAAUCAUCACUGUCCAUGCUUAUGCAGAUAAUCGAUUAGGAAUCAAAGAUCAUCUGUACAUUUAGCUCAGUAACACCCUCAAACAUCAAAAUACAAGUGAAAUAAAGGUUUAGUGUAACGACAGUCUGUACUGAGCUAAAUGAACCGAAGACUCUUACAGUCUGACAUUAGUCACUGUGUCUGCAACAGCAAAGAACCAUUUUUACCCAGAUAUAAACUCUUUGGCCCCUGUGCUGGCACAGCGGGGCGCUGAUAAAAUUCAUCAUUUUAUCAUUAUGGCCUCAUGGGAUCAUAAACAGCUGCACAUUCAGCCUUCAUGAUUAGUAUUUGAUUAUCUUACCUGUACCUAAAACCACACACACACACACACACACACCGACACAGCCAGCUGUUGACUACCUGCUGUGUCUGGAGUCCAGUUCCCAGUAUUUACGUACAGGUGAUGAAUGCACUUAUUGCACUGUCCUGGCUACAGUGUUGACCUAUAUUUGAUUGACUUCAUUCAUUCCAGAACUCAUAUUAAAUCCACAGUAAGACUUUGCAGUCAUUCGAUUCAUCUAUCUAUAGUGUUGCAUGUUGAACAAAGAGCUGAGCUCCACAGUGUCACUCUCUGCUCUGUAUUUUUGUGGGUGUAGAUUGUGGUGGUUGUGGUUGGGGGUGGUAGUUGGUGGUGGUUUGUGGGACCUUUGAUAAACAGACAGCUUUAGAAUAAGGUUCUUUUAGGAAAAUGGGUCUGUCUUGUCUAGUUCUGGUCAUUAUUCCCAUCAUGCAUCAUCUUAUUCGCCAACCUCACUGCUGAAAUGUGUGGAUGUAGCGACUGUUCUCCAACCACAGGAACCACCACACACUUUGAAACUUUCACAAUCAGUUGAAAGUGAAGUGUCUCCGUGGUCCAUGAGCUACUUCCUGCUUCAUCUGGAUUCACUUUAGUUUUCAUUUUCUGAUCAGCGGUUUGGUCCGUGAGUAACAUGCUUCUGUGCCUGAUGGAAACGACAGCCAAACUGUGCAGAUCAUGUUCUCGUUUUGUCACCUGAUGAUGAACCUGGAGGUUCAGAACAUCACCUGUGCCAUUCCAGCAGUUAGACCAGUGCCACUCACAGCUUCACAGCUUCCACUGCUUUAUGUUUCCCACUGUUCUCUCACUGUCAAGUUGUGACUAAUGUGAAAUCCUUCUUCCUGAAUUGAAACCAGCCUUGAAUGCUAAUCCACUCGUUUCCUGUGGCCCUCACCAGUUGUGAGAUCAGCUGGUGGGAUCUGUGUAUUUUCUGUAAUCAGGUAAAUCUUUUUAGCCAAGAGAUUUGCACAUUUUGCACUUACUUGGUCAUUUGAUGUAAGUGUGUUGAUCAGUAGAUAGUAGAUUAAACUUUGGCAUUGUUAAAUUUAAUUCAACAUUGUCUUUGAGACUAGGUGUUAAUCCUGAAGAUUGUUAAAUCGACAGUAGCACAAUUACUGUUACACCAGAGAUUAGACAGAUAAUGAAACAUCAUUGAUUUGAAAGAUAAUCAGCACAUGAUGUUUGUAACAUGAACUCAUCUUUCACUAACAUGUGGGACCUUUAACCUCUUGGUCAUCUGUUGGUGUGUCUGUUAAAAAUCAGUUCAAACAAAUGAAGAACAACCACAUCAUUUGUUUGAACCGACUGUGAGGUAACCCACAGCUUGUUCAUUCACUGUGAUGGCUCCAUGAAUCCCUCACUGAGUGAGGAAGACUUUGUGUUAAUAACCUCACCUCUCUCUGCAGUCGCACACUCUCUGGUGCCAAGUCACAUUUUUCUUCACUUCUGGUUUACUCUCAGUGUGGCUUACUGGUUUCCUCCAUGUUAAGAAAAGAGAAGAACAAAUGGCGUCAUGUCCUGCAGUAGAUCAGAGUGAUAAUUUGAAUGAAGGCUGCUCUGUGAGUGUAGUUAUGUAAUGGAGUAAUGGGCCAAUACAAAUACACAGACCUGUAUAAACUGUAUGUGUGGGACUGAUAACUAAAUACGACUGAGUAUUGUUGUAUUGUAUUAUUCUGUGUGCUAAUGUGUUGUAAUGAAACACUGUCAUACAGCCACAUGACCUGACCCUGCAUUUGUUUGAAAUGAUUCAUAGAACAGAUGUACUGUGUGUUGACAGGUGUUUCUUCAGAGAGACAAAGAUUAGAUUCGAUCUUCAGGAUUCUCACUCAGUCUAUUAAAUCUAAAUCUGGGGACUUUAGUUUUUGUAUUGUGGCACAGAACAAUAUCAAUUAUUUUAUAGAAGAUUUUUCUAUUUUAACACUUUGCUGUUGAGCCACUUUGUAAAUGUGUGAGGGAGGAACUUUUGGAUACUGUAUAAAAUAAUAUGCAAGCUCCCUCAGUGUAGUUACUGACACAGCACUGUCUGUUGAUGCCAGGACUCACCGCACCGUGACUGAAACGUUCUUCAUGAGGAACCGAACAAAUAUUUCAUCACAGUAUGAAACACUGUCUCUGAAGCUUCCUCCCAGCUCAUUGUUGAUGACUCAACACUCUGGUUUCUGCAGCUUCAUCAGUGAGCUGGGAGGACGUUUCGGGGGUUUCAGGGUCUUAGCUUGUUGCUUUGUUGUGUAAAGUGGAGGAUGAUUUUGUCAGAUCAUCCUGUUUUUCCUGUUAUGUAUCAUUUAUACAGUAAGGCUCAUAGUUCAACAGAGGCCUGUCCCAGUCAUUUCCUGUUGUAACUCAACACUGUCAGCUGUCACAUUUGGAUCAUUAUGUUGGUUUGUUGGUGCAGAUUUUCAGUGCCAGUAUUCAAGAGAAACACAGUUACUGUUCUUUAGUUCUUGAUGAGCAAACCCUUCAUCAUCAUGCCUCCUCUGUGGUUCUCCAGCAAACUUAUACCAGCACUGUGUUAUACUGGAGGUGUAACAGGAAACUAAAGUAUUAUUUAUUUUAGACAUCAUCCCAUUAAACCUCAUUGAUGGAGAACAGUGACUUCAGUGCACACACAGUGGAGUCCAUGUGUCCUUCUACUGAAUUCUCUUCAUGUCCUUAUUGUUAAAGUGCCAAAUGUUUCGACUACUGUCAUUAUGUCCAGUUCAGUGGAGCUGUUCACUCCACAGCAACACAAAUGUGAAUGGAGAUGAUAUUGAUGAUGAGAUACAGUUAUUCAGAGAGCUGUUGGCUGAUGUCAGUGUUGUUGUUGGUGUUGUUGUCAUGGAUCUAACUUUGCCUCUGACAGACACAUUUCCUCUUGUUGUUGCUGUGCCCUCCUCGCUCACUGCUGAUGUUCAGAAACUCAACUGUGAACUGUGUUGAAUGUGAAAACUUCACUGUGAGCCUGGAGGGAGUGUGUGGUCUCUGCUCUGUACGACAUGAUCAAGGAGGGUUUAACUAACAUGUUUUCCUUCUAUGUUUUCACUUCAUUUUCUAUUUUUGUUAGUAUUGGCAGUUGUAUUGUCUUGUAUGCUGAUAACAAAUGAGGAGACUCUCUAAUACAUCUUCAUUUUGAUUUUCAAUAAAACAUCCUUUUGUCGCAGUA